Messenger RNA from Acinonyx jubatus (cheetah), 4694 nucleotides. RefSeq names its product carboxyl-terminal PDZ ligand of neuronal nitric oxide synthase protein. The record is from RefSeq and is a predicted model, not a curated record. Bases 3019 to 4026 code for a protein of 335 amino acids. The transcript is spliced from 5 exons. Gene Ontology annotation, molecular function: nitric-oxide synthase binding. NCBI's taxonomy places the organism in Eukaryota, Metazoa, Chordata, Mammalia, Carnivora, Felidae.
UAAGGGCAAUGAGGAGGGCGGGGCCUCCCGAGCAGGGGAGUGGUGUGCGAUCUGGCCAGGCAGCUCCACGCACUGGCAUUCUCGAUCUGUGUGACUAGGCUGACCUCUGAGGCUUUCUGUGUUCUAGAACGGCAGGGAGCAGACUUCUCUGGGGAGCACUCCCUGAUCCCUGUUGUUUCUCCUGCUUAUCCUUCUCACGACCUUUGGGGUGGAGGGGUGGCCCAGUCACAGCUGUGCUCUCCCAUAUGCACACCUUGAGAAAGCACCGGCCGCCUAACCAGAGCGGGAUCUGAGAUGACUUGGUUCUUGAAAAGACUUAGUUCUUUUAACACAGUCUCACAAGGACGGGUCCUGAGACGUAAGCCUCUCGGAGGACUUGUGCAGCCAGGUUGGAGAGAGUAGAAUCAGUGUGCCAUGGCUCCUAGGUGAUUGGAGCCUUUAAAAAAUUCUGACGGUGAAACAAAAGGAUGUGUGCUAAUGGUAGGAGCAUUUGCAGGUGUUUCCAGAACAGCAAGAAAAAGAAGGCAAUGUCAUUAAUGGCUUCUUAUGCUUGGGGGUGGGGGGGGGCGGGGAAUCAUUACUCUUUGUCAAAUAACAGAAUUCAUCUCGUCUCCUUAAUGGCGGUGUGGCAGUCCCUAGCGUCCCCUCCUCCCCGUUGUGACAGGAUCACAAAGCCUCAGUGCUCCAGCACAGGGCCAUUCCACGACUCACAUCAUUUCCGGAAGUUUCCCCUUGAAUACAAAUCCAUUCUCCAACCCAUAAUACUUUUCUCUUGUAGCGUAUCAAUUGCCGAGUAAUUAUUAUUUAUCUAAGAAAGGGCUUGAUGCAUAUUCAUGAUAGAUAUUACCAGCGAGUCAUUUGAAUUUGAAGUCACUGCUAAACGCUAAAGGGAAACUAGACACAAACGUACAAUCUACACAACAAGAAGAUUGUUGUGUCGGUCUGGGGAAGCAUUCAGUCUGCAAAGCCACAAGACCUGUAACUGAUCGUGGCUUUGCCACAAGCAGCAUGAAACCCUAAAAGUGGUUUUCCGGUAGGGAAUCAGGCAUCUGCCUCAGUGGGGCAGCACUGCCCUGUUUUAAUGGUCUCUCUCCUAGAAGACAGUGGAUCUCAGGGAAGGGAAGAGUGUGGUGUUUGGGUUUACUUCAUUGCCACUCCCACGGGCUCUGACUCACAGUCUGUGGAUUGUGGCUGGCGGUGCCCUGCCUGACCCUUGGUUCCCGCAGUGACGUGGCUGAUUGGCCAGCAUCGCGCAUCGGUCCUGGCUAGGUGACGGGUAGGGCCGGAGACUUGCGGCGUCUUCAGCCGGACGGGGAACUUGAGGUCAGAGAUAGCUUCUUGAACAUACGUCUCUCCCCCUCUGCUGCCUGGGAACGCAGAAGAGGUGUGGUGUCGCAGCCGAGGCUUUCAGAUCCUGUGUCUUCCAGCCGACUGGGCCCUAAACCCUCCUUCUGUUACAAGUUCUUCUGCACGUUCCUCUUUCUCCCAUUCUAGAAAGAAUGGGCUUUGUAUGUUUCCAUGUCUUUGGGUGAAAACUAUUGUAUAGGAGAUAGAAGUGGAUCAGUAGGCCUUCUUGACAUCUUUCAUGCAUUUAAAAUAGGGCAGACCAACGUUAAAAAAAAAAAGGGGGGGGGGGCGCCUGGGUGGUUCAGUCGGUUAAGCGUCUGACUCUCGAUUUCAGCUCAGGUUGUGAUCUUAACGGUUCGUGAGUUCAAACCCUGCCUCAGGCUCUGUGCUGACAGCAGGGAGCCUGCUUAGGAUUCUCCCUCUCCCUCUCCGCCUCUACCCUGCUCUCACUCUCUUUCUCUCUCUCCAAAUAAACAUACAUUAAAAAAAAAAAAAAAAAAAAAACCUGCCACAAUCCCCAAAAUUCCAGGGGGCAAGAAUACCAUGACCUCAGCACUUCAGGUAGGAACACAGUUUCUUUCUCUCUGGAAGCAUCCGAGUCCUCCUAUGUGACUUCUGGGUUGAGCUAAGGGUCCAGGCAGAGUUCCUUGCAAACAGGUUCACUCUUGGGGUCCCUUGUGGCAUCCUGUAUGCAUGCCCCCCUCCCCAUGUACUCUUCACAGGCUACUCCGUUCUGCUGUUGUCCUGGGACCGGGCUUGGAUCUCCUUAACAGUGUUCUGAUUUGUUCUAAGACCUUAAGAUCUCUCCCAGCCUCUCCCUAAUUGGUUCAGAGCCUCUCUAGGGGAGCCUGCCCUGGCCUUAGAGGUACAGGGGCAAAGGAGUUGUUCAACCAGCUCUUAAGCGUUUCUAGCUUAGACCUCAGUGUGUGAAUAAGCCCCUCUGACCGCUUUCCCCACCCAGCAUGAGGCUUGCCUGGCUGCACUAGCUUCCUCUUCUUUCAGCUGGGCCAGAAGUUCAAGGGUGUGAAUGAGGGCAUAGCCAAGCCCCAAACCAGAGCUGGGACAUCGCUGGCACCUGCAUGGCCAUGAGCUGGGCCCCUAGAGCACCAGAGUCGGCCUGGGCACCUCGGCUGACUGGCAGUAGUUAAGUAGGCCGGAGUCCUCCACACUUUGCCAGCUCCUGGCCUAGCUUGUGAGUGCACUGUCGCUAUUUAAAGAUUUCUCCUCUACCCGCUGCCCCUGGUGCUUAUUCUGAAACCUGUGAUUGGUUACUUCUGCUUCGCAAUCGCGUACGCUGUCCAUGCAGGAGCCGCACAGAAAACCCUCCACACCCCACCUCCAGGCCCUAGACUGAGCUUUUGUCGCCGUGGCUUCUGCCAGUCCCCAGCACCCUGGGUGCACUGCCCAGUCCCUGCCUUAUGCAUGCUGAGACAGCAUCACCUGCCUCCGCUGGUGCGUCCGGUGGGGGGCGGGGGGGAGGGCAAAUUGCUGUGGUUCUCUCCACGCCAUUUCCAUGUGCCUGCUCCCUAACUUCAGCCUGGCCCUGCCCCCACUUCUCACGGAGGAGCUGGAGUCCAGGUUCACUUGCUGAAGGACCAGCUGGCUGCCGAGGCCGCCGCGCGGCUGGAGGCCCAGGCCCGAGUGCACCAGCUCCUGCUGCAGAACAAGGACAUGCUCCAGCACAUCUCCCUGCUGGUCAAGCAGGUGCAGGAGCUGGAGCUGAAGCUAUCGGGACAGAGUGCGAUGGGCUCCCAGGACAGCUUGCUGGAGAUCACCUUCCGCUCCGGAGGCCUGCCGGUGCUCUGCGACCCCACCACCCCGCAGCCGGAGGACCUGCCCUCGCCGCCCCCGGGCGCGGGCCUGGCCGAGCUGGCGCACCCCGCCGGCAGCCCCCUAGUGGACCACAGCAUGUUCGAGAACUUGAAUGCGGCCCUUCCUCCAAAGCUGCAGCCCGGCUGCUCCCUCCCCCACCUGUCCAGGCUGACGGCCCCCGGCUCUGCCGCCCCGGGGUCUGCGGAGCCUGGGGGGCCGGGGCUCCGGGUGGGUGGCAGCCAGCACCUCAAGAACCUGGGCAGAGCCGUGGGGGCCAAAGUUAACGACUUCCUGCGGAGAAAAGAGCCCUCGAGCCUGGACGGUGCGGGCGCCAUGGAGAUCAACAGGCCGGCGGGGGCGCGGCUGGACGGAGGGGCCGUGGAGGCUGACAGGUCAGCCCUGCAGGACGCGUUCCCUCGUCUGGACCCCCCGCCUCCCAUUACCAGGAAGCGAACCCCUCGUGCCCUGAAGACCACGCAGGACAUGCUGAUCUCGCCGCAGCCAGUCCUGAGCAGCCUGGAGUACGGGACAGAGCUGCCUCCUGGGCAGCCCCGGGAACCCCUUCCUGCCGCCCUGCCCGACGUUCCCGCGGAAAUGGCAGAGAGGGGCGAGGCUCUGCCCAACGGAGAGGUCUCCCUGUCAGUGCCCGACCUGAUCCACCAGAACAGCCAGGACGAACCCAAACCGAAGAUAACUGAGUGCAGAAGGGCCUCCUCCCCUGGCCUCCUCGAGAGGAACGGCCUCAAGCGCAGCCUGAGCCCCGUCCGCCUGGCCCAGCCGCCGGAGGACAGUGGCCCCCCGCCUCGGGCACGGACCUCCAGCCUUGACAAUGAGGGCCCACACCCAGACCUGCUGUCCUUUGAGUAGGGCCCCUUCUCCCUGCCGGGCACCCCCUUCCCCUCUGCCGUCUCCGUCCCUGGUGCCCCUUGGCCCUUGCCCCCGCUCCGUGUGCCCUUUGCCCCCUUGUGCAGAGAUCAGAGCGCCGAUCCGGGGCCAGGCUCCCUGAGUCACCCUAGUUAGAGCCUCUGUCUGCCGAAUGCUAAAGGGCUGGGCUGUGGCUCCCGAGCCUCAUUUUCUAGAAGCUCCCCUCCGGGGGCUGGCUGCCACACUGGGGGAUGGGAGCAUCGCUGUUCCCAGGCAGCCCGGACUUCCCACUGGCCUGCAGGGCCACCAGCCCGGGAUGAAGGGUCUUGCAGGAAUGGUCUCUGCCUGCCCCCCACAUGCCACCUGUGCCCACCCCCCCCCCCCCCCACUCUUCUUCCUUCGGACCCUGGUUCAUUUCUUCUGCCUCUGGUUGGGGCAUCUGGCCGAAUGGAGAAUUGACGGGUUGGGCUGACGACAGGCCCAGACCUGGAAAGCCACACACCCUGCUCCUCCUGGUUCCAAGACCGUGUGUUGUCCCCUCGCCUCUACCCUUUGGGGGCCUGAGACCUGGGCGCAGCCUUGUCACCAAGGGUUCUCAGGGCAUUUUCCACCUGCCCUGUUGGGGGACACACCAGGCCCCCCGGGGCCGACCACUGAGAAGGCGCUGGGGA